Molecule: messenger RNA, 919 nt
Organism: Vigna angularis (adzuki bean)
Lineage: Eukaryota; Viridiplantae; Streptophyta; Magnoliopsida; Fabales; Fabaceae
Product: LOB domain-containing protein 15
Exons: 3
Coding region: 143-799 (218 amino acids)
Source: RefSeq, a predicted model, not a curated record
UAGUAUACCUUGCCUUUUAAGGACACUCAUUUUCUACCUCUAUUUUCCUUUCUUCUUCACUUUCUGAACUCUCUAAGCAGCACCUCUCUCUAUAUUCUCUCCCUAAGCUGAAUCCUACUUCAUAAUCAGAGGGCAUGCCUGAAUGUCCAGAGAAAGGGAGAGAUUUGAUGAGAUAGGGAAGAAGAUCAAAAGGGAAGGAGAUGUUUCUUCUCAAAUGGGAAGAAGACACAUGUUAGGCCCUCCUGGAACCCUAAAUACCAUCACCCCUUGUGCAGCAUGUAAGUUGUUGAGAAGAAGAUGUGCCCAAGAAUGUCCCUUUUCACCAUAUUUCUCUCCCCAUGAGCCUCAAAAGUUUGCUUCAGUCCACAAAGUUUUUGGUGCCAGCAACGUCUCAAAGAUGCUCAUGGAAGUACCAGAGUGUCAGAGAGCCGAUGCAGCAAAUAGUCUAGUUUAUGAAGCUAAUGUGAGGCUAAGAGAUCCUGUGUAUGGAUGCAUGGGUGCAAUUUCUGGUUUGCAGCAACAAGUUCAAUCUUUACAAGCUGAACUUAACGUAGUGAAGGCUGAAAUACUUAAAUACAAACUCAGGGAAGCUCACAUGAUACCCUCCUCUCAUGUUGCAAUGCUUCCUUCAUCUGGGGUUGUUUCAAUCGCUGCUCCACCUCCACCACCUCCUCCACCACCACCACUUCCACCUCCUUCUAUUCCUCAAACUUCUUCCUCUUCUUCCAUGUACAUCCAACUCAGAGAUCCCACCACUUACACCACAAUUUCAAGUGAUAAUAUCUCCUAUUUUGGUUAAACUUGCAGCCUAAUAAAAACAAUUAUUCCAUUUUUUUCUCUCUUAAUUAUCAUCAUGCAUCAAGGUGGAAUAAAGUGAGUUAAGAAAAAGGAGAGUAUUCAUACUGAAUGUUGUUAAUUA